This is a messenger RNA of Camellia sinensis, 568 nucleotides long. RefSeq names its product BolA-like family protein. Gene Ontology annotation, biological process: intracellular iron ion homeostasis; protein maturation. Gene Ontology annotation, molecular function: 2 iron, 2 sulfur cluster binding. Lineage: Eukaryota; Viridiplantae; Streptophyta; Magnoliopsida; Ericales; Theaceae. Gene Ontology annotation, cellular component: nucleus; cytosol. The record is from RefSeq and is a predicted model, not a curated record.
GCAGCUACAUAUAGAUGGCGUAAUAUAUAGUUUUUUGUGUCUUCUCUCUCGCACGGAGAGAUAGAGCGAAAGAGAGAUGGGGGUGACAAAGGAGGUGGUUAAAUCUUCAUUGACUUCAAAGCUGAACCCUUCUCAUCUCGAAGUAAUUGAUACAUCAGGAGGGUGUGGUGCAAGCUUUGCAAUAGAAAUUGUAUCAGAAAAAUUUGAAGGUAAGAGGUUGCUGGAGAGGCAUCGAAUGGUAAAUGCUGCAUUGGCAGAGGAGAUGAAAGAAAUCCAUGCGCUCUCAAUUAAGAAGGCUCUAACCCCGGAGCAAUGGAAACAGCAGCAAGAAUCCUCCAAAAAAACUCAAUCUGUUGUUUAAGAAAUGGGCUUAUAGCUAGUUAGUACUGUAAUUUCAAAAUUUCCUGAGACAGUAUCUAUCUUAUGCAGUAGAAUGUGUGGAAAAAAAUGUUUUUGACAUAAAUAAUUGUCCCUAACAUUACAUAACAUUUAGGGAAAUUCUCUAUGUGUAUCAUAUAUCUCAGUUAUGAAACUAUUGUGGUGUUAAUUAUGACUUGAUUAUGAAUUA